Molecule: messenger RNA, 969 nt
Organism: Penicillium oxalicum
Lineage: Eukaryota; Fungi; Ascomycota; Eurotiomycetes; Eurotiales; Aspergillaceae
Product: dihydrodipicolinate synthase family protein
Exons: 1
Coding region: 1-969 (322 amino acids)
Molecular function (GO): 4-hydroxy-tetrahydrodipicolinate synthase activity
Source: RefSeq, a predicted model, not a curated record
AUGACGGCACCAAGCACCAACGGGACGCACAAGCGCAACCCUCUUACCAAAGGCGUCUACGUGCCCACCGUGGCCUUCUUCCAACCCGACGAGGAAGUCGAUGUGGCCGCGACGGAGCGACACGCCGCGUACCUGGCUCGCAGUGGGGUCACCGGUCUGGUCACACAGGGCAGCAACGGUGAAGCGGUUCACUUGGAUCGGGAGGAACGCAAGGCCAUCACAUCCGCCACUCGCCGGGGAGUCGCUGCCGCCGGAUUUCCGAGCCUCCCCAUCAUUGCGGGCUGCGGUGCGGCGUCGACGCGGGAGACCAUUCAGCACUGUCGAGAUGCCGCGGUGGCGGGUGCUGAUGCCGUACUGGUCCUUCCGCCUAGCUACUACCAGGCUCUAGUCAACACAGAUGCUCUGCACGCGCACUUCAUCGCCGUGGCCGAGGCGUCUCCUCUUCCCGUGCUCCUGUAUAACUUCCCCGGCGCCUCCGCUGGGGUGGAUUUGUCUUCCGACGAUAUUCUCACCCUCUCUGCCCACCCAAACAUUGUUGGGUGCAAGCUCACCUGCGGUAACACAGGGAAACUGGCGCGCGUGGCAGCCGGUGCAAAGCCCGACUUUCUCACCUUUGGUGGAUCGGCCGACUUCACUUUGCAGACCCUCGUUGCCGGUGGAGAUGGCGUGAUUGCCGGAACGGCGAAUCUGAUUCCACGAUCCUGUGCUGCCGUGAUGGACCUGUAUGAGCGGGGUCAAUUAGAGGAAGCGCAGAGGGUACAGGCAAUUGUGGCCCGGGCAGACUGGGUGGCGGUCGAAGGAGGAUUCAUCGCGGUCAAGAGUGCUCUUCAGUCCUAUCACGGAUACGGUGGUCUGCCCCGUCGGCCGUGCGUGAUGCCCACUGAGAAAGCCGCCGCGACGAUCCACGAGAGAUUCCGAGAAGGUCUGGAGCUGGAACGAUCUCUAGAAAAGUCCCUGAAAACGGCAUGA